UAGCAGUUUGUAUUCGCUCAGUGUUUGCCACAACUGAGCUGAGCCCGCCGCGCGAGGGCCGGAGCGAGCAGCAGCAACCCGCCUGGCUGUAUAGGGAGCCCGAGCGGAGCUGCCCCGACUCUCCCCACCCCCUGAGAACUGCCCCGCUCGUGGCAUAUUAGUGCGGGGAGGGUGGCGAGGAGAGAGCCGCCGCCGCCUGCUUGGCUGACUCGCUUCUCUGGAGUAGCCGGAGGAUACCCAGCGGCGCCAGCUCCCAAGAAGCCCCUCGCAGGCUCCGCGCCUGAGCAGGGGCCAGGGCGUCUUGGCAGCCCAGCGCCGCCGCCACCACCGCCGCCGCCGCCGGGGAGAGGGAGAGAGUUGGUGCCGUUGCUGAAUUUUUAAUGGAAAAAUGGCGAUCUCGACACAGACCUGCGGCGCAUCUUGCCUCGUCCCGGCUCUGUGCAGCCAAAUAAUCCUGUGCCUCUUCGUCUUCUCGACUCCCGCCGCGGAUGGCUACAGCUUCCCUCAGCAGUACACGAUGCAGUACUGGGCCAGAAGGCUGGAGCAAGAGAUUGAUGGAGUGAUGAGGAUAUUUGGUGGUGUUCAGCAGCUCAAGCGGAUCUACGAUGAGAAAAAGAACCUGUUUGAAGUAAGAGAGAAUGUCCCAGAGAAAAUAGUGGAAAAAGUAUCUGGGGACAUAGAGACUCUGUUGGCCAAGAAAGUCCAGGCAUUAAAGCGGCUGGCCGAUGCAGCAGAAAAGUUUCAGAAAGCCCAUCGUUGGCAAGACAACAUCAGGGAGGAGGAUAUUGAAUACUAUGACUCCAAGGCUGACACGGAAUACGAUGAUCCGGAGGGUGAAGAAAUUGAAAAGGAAAAGUCCAACUCCUUGAAGCUGGAUUUCACAGACGAUGACAACUUUAAAACCAAAGUUAACUACUCCUACGCUGCUGUGCAGAUACCUACAGACAUCUACAAAGGCUCCACUGUAAUCCUCAACGAGCUCAACUGGACUGAAGCCCUGGAGGAUGUGUUCGUUGAAAACCGAAAAGAAGACCCAUCUCUGCUGUGGCAGGUCUUUGGUAGUGCCACAGGUGUGACUCGCUUCUACCCAGCCACACCUUGGAGGGCACCCAAUAAGAUUGACCUGUAUGAUGUCCGACGAAGGCCAUGGUACAUCCAGGGGGCCUCGUCUCCAAAGGACAUGGUGAUCAUCGUAGACGUGAGUGGCAGUGUUAGCGGCCUGACACUGAAGUUGAUGAAGACAUCAGUCUAUGACAUGCUGGACACACUCUCAGAUGACGACUACGUCAACGUGGCUUCAUUUAACCAAAAGGCACAGCCUGUCUCCUGUUUCAAUCAUUUAGUCCAGGCAAACAUCCGCAACAAGAAGGUUUUCAAAGAGGAUGUGGAAGGAAUGGAGGCUCAAGGAACCACUGACUACAAGGCGGGGUUUGAGUAUGCCUUUGAACAGCUACAAAAUUCCAACAUCACUAGAGCUAAUUGCAAUAAGAUGAUCAUGAUGUUCACCGACGGAGGGGAAGAUCGCGUGCAGGAUGUGUUUGAGAAGUACAAUUGGCCCAACAAGACGGUACGAGUAUUCACCUUUUCUGUGGGACAGCAUAACUAUGAUGUCACUCCCCUGCAGUGGAUGGCUUGCGCGAACAAAGGUUAUUACUUUGAAAUUCCCUCCAUUGGGGCCAUCCGAAUCAACACGCAGGAAUACUUGGAUGUUCUUGGAAGACCCAUGGUCUUAGCAGGGGACAAAGCAAAACAGGUUCAGUGGACCAAUGUCUAUCAGGAUGCUUUGGGUCUGGGCUUGGUGGUGACAGGUACUCUGCCAGUGUUCAACCUCACUGAGGAUGACAGCAAUGAACAGAAGAACCAGCUCAUCCUGGGUGUUGUGGGGAUUGAUGUGGCUCUGAAUGAUAUCAAGAAGCUGACGCCGCGAUACAAUUUAGGGGCUAACGGCUAUGUAUUCGCUAUUGAUCUGAAUGGAUAUGUAUUGUUACACCCAAAUCUACGGCCCCAGAUCAUCAAUUUCCAGGAACCUGUGACGUUAGACUUUCUUGAUGCUGAGCUGGAGGAUGAGAACAAAGAGGACAUCCGGAGAAGCAUGAUAGAUGGAAUUAGAGAUCAGCGAUACAUCAGGACUCUGAUCAAGUCCCAAGACGAGAGGUACAUAGACAAAGUCCACAGGACCUAUACCUGGGCACCUAUCAAAAGCACAAACUACAGCCUAGGUUUAGUCUUGCCACGCUACAGUACCUUUUACAUCCGAGCGAACCUAAGUGACCAGAUUCUCCAGGUGAAGUUACCAAGCAAAUUGAAGGAUUUUGAAUACCUGCUGCCAAACAGCUUUGAGUCCGAGGGACAUGUAUUCAUUGCUCCAAGAGAAUAUUGCAAAGACCUCAACCUGUCGGAUAACAACACUGAAUUCCUGGAAAACUUUAUCGCCCUCAUGGAAAAGGUGACGCCCGACUCCAAGCAAUGUGAUAACUUCCUUCUUCACAACCUUAUCCUGGACACUGGAAUCACCCAACAGCUGGUGGAAAGAGUAUGGAAGGACCAAGACCUAAACACGUAUAGCCUCCUAGCUGUGUUUGUUGCAACUGAUGGUGGCAUCACCCGCGUUUUCCCUAACAAAGCCGCUGAGGACUGGGAAGAAGAACGGGAACCCUUCAACGCCAGCUUCUAUCGGAGGAGCCUCGAUAACAAAGGCUACAUCUUUAAGCCACCUUACCGGGAGCCCAACUACAGAGGGUUGGAGCUGGAAAACAACACCAUUGGGAUCCUUGUUAGCACAGCUGUGGAGCUCAACAUUGAAGAAAGGCACCUGAAACCAGCAGUGGUUGGAGUAAAACUUGACCUGGAGGCCUGGGCAGAAAAAUUUAAAGUCCUUGCAAGUAACCGAACGGAAAGGGAUCAGCUGGGAACACGAAGAUGUGACCCCUCCACAAGCUGUGAGAUGGACUGUGAGGCUAAUUACAAGGACCUCCUUUGUGUGCUCAUUGAUGAUGGGGGCUUUUUGGUGCUCUCCAACCAGGAAGAUUACUGGUUCCAGGUCGGAAAGUUCUUCAGCGAGGUAGAUGCUCACUUGAUGUCUGCUCUCUACAACAAUUCAUUCUUCACCCGGAAAGAAUCGUAUGACUUUCAGUCUGUGUGUGCUCCGGAAGCUCCGAGCAACACAGGAGGUGCAGCACACCGGGUAUAUGUGCCAACCGUGGCAGAUUUUCUGAACCUGGCUUGGUGGACCUCAGCAGCUGCAUGGUCUCUGUUUCAGCAGUUUUUGUAUGGACUAACCUACAACAGCUGGUUUCAAACAGAGGAUGUCACAGCAGACAGCAUGGAGUCCAAAGAGACCAGCUGCAUCAUGAAGCAGACCCAAUACUACUUCAGUACAGUUGACUACACUUACAACACCAUGAUUGACUGUGGAAAUUGCUCCAGGCUAUUCCAUGCACAAAGGCUGGCUAGCACCAACCUUCUGUUUGUUGUAGCAGAAAAGCCAAUAUGCAGCCAGUGUGAAUCCACCAAGCUUCUCCAAGCAGAGAUAAAGGCUCCACCGGGAGAUCGCAAUCAAUGUGAGCUAGUGGAGAAGCCACGGUAUCGAAAAGGUCCCCAUGUCUGUUUUGACUACAAUAAAACGGAAAACACCUCAGACUGUGGCAGAGGGGCUUCCUUUAGACCUUCCUUGAAUAUCUUGUUAUCUCUGCAGUUGCUCCUCCUCUAUUUGACUGCCAGUCGCCAUCCACUGCCCUUGGCGUCUUGCCUUUGAAACAUCCAUUUAGUUCUAGCCCAUCCAUUUUUGCUUUACGCACCAUCUUCAUCCCCCUCUAGACUUGCCAGAGGAGGGCAGCUGCCUAGUCCCAUCAACUCUAGUUACACCUCAGCACUCACUCAUGAGGACCGUCUUUCUUCACUCAGAAGUCCAGAAGCUAUUCUCAUUGUUUGUUUCUCGUUUUCCCUCAUCCUCUCCUUGCCCUUCCAGUGUCUCUGCACAUCAGGUUGUGCAGACAGACACAGAGCUCUGAGCAAGACAUGGGGAAGCAUGAACCAUCGUGACCUUCUCCACAGAGUGAACAUCCCUGAGCUUUGGUUCAUUGCUCCCUGUUCCAUCCAUUGAGCUGUUGGCCAAAUACAAAGAACAGUGGGCCUCGUGGCUUUUUUUCCCAUUGAAUCUGUGGAAUUCUGGGAGACCUUUGUCAAUUUUCAUCAAAAGAUUUCUCAUUUUAUUGUCUAAAAAGUAUUUAAUCAACAAUGCUGACAAAUUACUAUUGUGUUUGAAACAAUUUACCUUCCCAUCCCAAUCAUGCAAACAGAAGCAGCAGCAACAAAAAACAAUAGAGCAGAAAAAAUGGUAUAUUCUUGCCAAAUUGAUUCUGUAGCCUAGUUGACUUUUCAGCCAAUUCCGAUGGCUUGUCAAACUCAACGUAAUCCUAGGAUGUCACCGCAGCAUCUCCAUUCCACCCAGUCCACUCUGUGCUUUCCAAGGCCAUCGUUGCUGAGUCUCUCAUUAGUUAGAUCCCAUCUCAGACCAAUUUUUAAAGUAUUAUUUUUAGCCUGAAGAUUUUAAUCUAGAUCUUUCUACAUCUAAUUUCCAAGCAUUUUAGCCUGACAAGUUAUAGUAUUUAUUGUCAGCAACAAAGACACAAAGAAAAGAAAAAAAGGAUUUGACUUGAAUUUUAUGGUUACUAUUUUUUAUUUAAACCAAGUAACU
Messenger RNA from Elgaria multicarinata webbii, 4696 nucleotides. It is a transcript of the gene CACNA2D2, whose product is annotated as calcium voltage-gated channel auxiliary subunit alpha2delta 2. Lineage: Eukaryota; Metazoa; Chordata; Lepidosauria; Squamata; Anguidae. Bases 389 to 3754 code for a protein of 1121 amino acids. The transcript is spliced from 39 exons. The record is from RefSeq and is a predicted model, not a curated record. Gene Ontology annotation, molecular function: voltage-gated calcium channel activity. Gene Ontology annotation, cellular component: voltage-gated calcium channel complex.